AUGGCUUGCCAACCCACCCUUAUCGGUCUUCCUCCUGAGAUGAAGGCCGAGAUUGUUACUCACCUCGAGUUCCGCGACACCAUCUCCCUGAAAUCGACAUGCAAGCAAUUCUACCAUGCCGUCCCGGCCCUGAAUAUGGACGGACUCAUCGCCGCAGAACGGAAAAAAUCCGCCCACGAUAACGACCUCUGGGCCUGCUCCGUCUGCCUGCGCGUCAGAAAGGGCGAGCAUUUCGCCGACACGCAAAGAAACAAGCGAUCAAAGCUGGGGUCCAAGGCGAACAAGCGCUUUUGUAUCGAGUGCGGGACCAAAAUCCAGUCCAACGGAACUUCGCGCUACUUACCGGGCUCAUUGAUCUUUAACAAAGGCAGAAUAUACGUCGUGUGCCCGAAGUGCAAGCGCUGGGGAUUGGUUGGCUGCGAGACCUAUAUACGAUGGGUUGGCUGCGAGUCCUAUGCACAAGAAGUGGCGGCAGCCCGCCGUUCUUGUUACCUGGAACAGGAUGUGGAGGGGGUUGCAGAUUUCGGGCCAGAGCGAUACAUCGGCAUGAAGCAUCAAUUGACGACGAAACGAUAG
Anthostomella pinea is the source of this 576-nucleotide messenger RNA. NCBI's taxonomy places the organism in Eukaryota, Fungi, Ascomycota, Sordariomycetes, Xylariales, Xylariaceae. The record is from the annotation of a GenBank genome assembly.